AUGGGGGCGCUGUCCAGCAUGAAGAAGGACAUCCCCUACAGCACAGACCUCGACCGAAGGCCGCCCCACACCUAUCAGGAAUUCCUGACAAGGGCGCAGGGGUUCAUAAACGCCGAGGAGGCCAAGAAGGCCUUAAAGAGCAAGGCGGCAACCCCUGCCAAGGAGGAGCUAGGGCAUGCUAGUAGUCAGAACAACGGCAAGAAGCGCCGAGGUCCUCCUCAGGUGCAAGCCGAGCCAAGGUACAACCCGGCACCGAGCAACAGGCGCGGCAACGCCUCGACGAGCCAGGGGGAGACCAAGCGGCCCAAGCCGCAACGGUACCACGCCUACACUCCCCUGACUAUGGGGAUCGAGGACGUCUACCACGAGAUCAGCCAUCUCCAGGUCCGGCGUCGACCUCCACCCCUAAAGUCCGACCCGGCACGGAGAAACCAGAGCAAAUACUGCCGUUUCCACGGUGAUAGUGGUCACACCACGGCCGAGUGCUACGACCUGAGGGAUGAGGUCGAGAGGCUGAUCCGGGAAGGGAGGCUAGGCGAAUACCGAGCCGACCGCCGUAACAACAACAGGCGCAACGACGACCGACGGGACGAGCAGAGGCGCGAUAACCCGCCCGAACCAGUUGGCGUCAUAAGGACGAUCUCCGGGGGACUGUACCUCAACGGUACCUCUCGACGCGCACAGAAGGAGUACGCUCGAGAGGCGAAGGAGAAGUUCAGCCAGAGGAUCAUGAACGUCUCUGGACGCGAGGCUAAGGUCGCGCGAUAUGAGGACGCCGAGAUCACUUUCUUGGAAGCCGACGCGAAGGGGGUACAUUUCCCCCAGAGCGAUGCCUUGGUCGUCAAAGCCAUGAUCGGUAACCACACGGUUUGCCGUAUCCUGGUCGACAAUGGUAGUUCCGUGGACAUCUUGUACGUGGACUGCCUCGACAAGAUGGGGAUUCUCCGCUCAAGGCUGCAGAACAGUGCCCAGCCACUGUACGGGUUGACGGGAGAUAGCGUCAUCCCGGAAGGGGCCAUCAAGCUGCCUAUGACCAUCGGUGACCGACCACACACCUCGACCGUUAUGUCAAAGUUCCUAGUGGUGAAGGGAGGCGACCAAUACAACGCGGUCAUAGGACGCCCAACCCUGAGGGCCUUGCGGGCGGUUACGUCCAUCUACCAUCAGGCGAUGAAGUUCCCCACGCCAAACGGGAUCGGCAAGGUCAGAGGCAAUCAGUACGAGUCAAGACUCACGUACUCAGAAACCGUCCACCACUAUGCCGAGCCGACUCAGGUACGGAGAGAGCUGCGAAUGGUCGAGACCAGGAGAUAG
This is a messenger RNA of Morus notabilis, 1314 nucleotides long. RefSeq lists its product as uncharacterized. Bases 1 to 1314 code for a protein of 437 amino acids. The record is from RefSeq and is a predicted model, not a curated record. NCBI's taxonomy places the organism in Eukaryota, Viridiplantae, Streptophyta, Magnoliopsida, Rosales, Moraceae. The transcript has a single exon.